UGCCCGCUGUCCAGCCAGACGAUCCAAUGUCUGACCCAGUUGCCCGCGGUCAUACCAGUUGACUCGGAGCCCACUGCCUUGCCAGAUGACGCGGUGCCCGCUGUCGAGCCAAAUGACCUGAUGCCUGGUGACUCCCCCACCCGAUGCCCGCUGUCCAGCCAGACCAUCCAAUGUCCGGCGCCCGCCGCUCCGCUGAGGGCCCGAGACCUGUCGCUCCGCCUGGGGGUCCGGCGCCCGCCACUACGCCUGGGGGCACGAUGCCUGUCGCCCGCCUGGGGGCACGAUGCCUGUCGCCACCCCGCCUGGGGGCCCGAUGCCUGUCGCCCCUCCUGGGGGGGGGCCCGAUGCCUGUCGCCCCGCCUGGGGGCCCGGUGCCUGCUGCUCCGCCCGGGGGCCCGGUUCCUGCUGCUCCGCCCGGGGGCCCCGGGUGCCUGCUGCUCCGCCCGGGGGCCCGGUGCCUGCUGCUCCCGCCCGGGGGCCGGUGCCUGCUGCUCCGCCCGGGGGGCCCGGUGCCUGCCGCCCCGCCCGGGGGCCGGUGCCUGCCGCCCCGCCCGGGGGCCCGGUGCCUGCCGCCCCGCCCGGGGGCCCGGUGCCUGCCGCCCCGCCCGGGGGCCGGUGCCUGCCGCCCCGCCCGGGGGCCCGGUGCCUGUGAUCCGCCGGGGGCCGGUGCCUGCUGCUCCGCCUGGUGGCCCGCUGCCUGCUGCUUCGCCUGGUAAUCCGAUGUGGCCUCUGCCCGGAGUCCUGCCCGAUGUGCCUCUGCCCGGAAUCCUGCCC
Messenger RNA from Staurois parvus, 774 nucleotides. NCBI's taxonomy places the organism in Eukaryota, Metazoa, Chordata, Amphibia, Anura, Ranidae. The record is from the annotation of a GenBank genome assembly.